CCAUUCCCCACCUCCCAUCAAAGCUUCUCCUCCUAGACUCUUCUUCUACCUCAAACCUGAUCUGCUAUUUGCGCUUCUGCCGAGCUGGGCAAAAUUUGCAGUCAUGUCGGGCGAAAACUCCGACUCCCCACAAGUCUCAGCAGCUCCCCUGCAGCACACCGUCAAUCUCAAGCUCGUCAAGCUGGGAUACCAUUACCUCAUCUCCUACUCCCUGUAUCUUCUCCUGCUCCCCGCCCUCGCCGUCGUCUCCACACGCCUCGCCAGCCUCACCUUCGGUGACCUGCUCCUGCUCCGGGACUCCCUUCGGAGCAACCCGGCGACCCUCGUCCUCUGCUACGCCCUUAUGGUGUUCCUCGCCACCCUCCUCUUCAUGAAGCGGCCCCGCCCUGUCUACCUCGUCGACUUCGCGUGCUACAAGCCUAGCUGCGCCCUCAAGUGCACCCGCGAGUUCUUCGUGGAACACUCGGCGCGCACCGGCAUCUUCACCGACGACAACCUGGCGUUCCAGAAGAAGAUACUGGAGAGGUCGGGGCUGGGGCAGUCGACGUACUUCCCGGAGGCGAUGUUCGAGACGCCGCCCAAGCUGUGCAUGGCGGGGGCGAGGAAGGAGGCCGAGAUGGUGAUGUUCGGGGCCAUCGACGAGCUGCUGCAGAAGACCGGCGUGAAGGCGAAGGACAUCGACAUCCUGAUCGUGAAUUGCAGCCUCUUCAAUCCCACGCCCUCCCUAUCCGCCAUGGUGGUCAACCACUACAAGCUCAGGGGCAACAUCCAAAGCUACAACCUCGGUGGGAUGGGUUGCAGCGCAGGACUCAUCUCCAUAGAUCUCGCGAAGCAACUCCUCCAGGUACACAGGAAUUCCAACGCCUUGGUCGUGAGCACGGAGAACAUCACCCUCAACUGGUACUUCGGGAACAAUCGCUCCAUGCUCGUGCCCAACUGCCUGUUCCGCGCCGGCUGCGCCGCCGUCCUCCUCACCAACCGCAGCGCCGCCCACCGCCGCUCCAAGUACCAGCUCAUACACACCGUCCGCACCCACAAAGGCGCGGACGAAAGCUCCUACAACUGCGUCUUCCAGCACGAGGACGACGAGGGCAAAGUCGGCGUCGCGCUCUCCAAGGACCUCAUGAAGGUGGCCGGCGAUGCUCUGAAGGCCAACAUCACCGCCCUCGGGCCGCUGGUCCUGCCGUUGUCGGAGCAGCUACUCUUCGUCUUCAAUCUGGUGGCGAGACGUGCAUUGAGGAUGAGGAUCCCUUCGUACAUUCCGGACUUUAAGCUCGCGUUCGAACACUUCUGCGUGCACGCGGGAGGGAGGGCGGUGCUGGACGAGGUGGAGAAGAGUCUGGAGUUGACGGACCGGCACAUGGAACCGUCGAGGAUGACGCUGUACCGGUUCGGCAACACGUCGAGCAGCUCGCUGUGGUACGAGCUGGCUUACUCGGAGGCCAAAGGGAGGAUAAAGAAAGGAGACCGGACAUGGCAGAUCGCCUUCGGCUCGGGGUUCAAGUGUAACAGCGCGGUGUGGCGUGCAUUGAGGACCAUCAAUCCGGCCAAGGAGAAGAAUCCGUGGAUGGAGGAGAUUCAUGAGUUCCCGGUGCGUGUGCCCAGGGUGGAAGCUAUUAGGACGUAGUAGAAGAAACAAUUCAUAGUUAAGGAGACCCAAAUUGUACUGUGAAUCUGAAUAAAAUAUUUCUCAUGCAAACCAUCUCAAAGAAAAUAAAA
Messenger RNA from Musa acuminata subsp. malaccensis (wild Malaysian banana), 1719 nucleotides. RefSeq names its product 3-ketoacyl-CoA synthase 20. Gene Ontology annotation, biological process: fatty acid biosynthetic process. Gene Ontology annotation, molecular function: acyltransferase activity, transferring groups other than amino-acyl groups. Gene Ontology annotation, cellular component: membrane. NCBI's taxonomy places the organism in Eukaryota, Viridiplantae, Streptophyta, Magnoliopsida, Zingiberales, Musaceae. The record is from RefSeq and is a predicted model, not a curated record.